Molecule: messenger RNA, 1169 nt
Organism: Ruditapes philippinarum (Manila clam)
Lineage: Eukaryota; Metazoa; Mollusca; Bivalvia; Venerida; Veneridae
Exons: 6
Coding region: 78-1100 (340 amino acids)
Molecular function (GO): calcium ion binding
Source: RefSeq, a predicted model, not a curated record
GAAUUAGUCAAUAUAAUAAGUACUUCCUGGAAACUGUAAACAAAAAGUAAUUAAUUUAAUUACAGUUUAUUACAAACAUGCCAAAGAAAAAAUCAGGAAAGAAGAAGAAGAAGUCAGCAAAAUCAUCCAAAGAAGACAAACAUGCGACAGCAGAAACACCUGAGCCAGGUACACUUAUAGCUGCUGACGGUACAGAUGCUGGUAUUUCCGGUCUCCUUCAGGAAAAUAACAAUGCUGACGGAAAGGGUAAAAAGAAGAAAAAGGGAAAAGGAAAGAAGAAAAAGAUGACAAAAUCAGAAAAAGAUGUGGCAAAGUUAGAGAAAGCCUGUGACAAGAUGCGUGCGGAGAAAACCCAGUUUCAUGACUUCAUUAACAGAAUGGAUAGCUGGCUGGUGAAGAACCAUAAAAAUAUUGCCCGAUAUUUCCGUAGAUUUGACGAGGAUGGGGAGGGAAUACUAACAUAUGAGGAUUUCAAAUCUGGUAUGCUGGACAUGUUGUGCCCAUGUACAAAUGUAGAGUUGUACAUGUUAUGUAAGCUACUUGAUAGAGAAAAUACAGGUGACAUAGAUUUCACUGAGUUUUCCAAAGGUUUGAAAUAUAUUAGAGAGUUGGAGGACCUAGAAAGAGAUGAGGAGGAGGCUGAUAAAAUUCUUAUCCUCACUGAGAGGAACUUUGAAAAAUGUAAAUGUUGUAAAAUGAGUAUAGUUGGUCCCUAUCAAGUUAAAUAUCCAAGAUUUAUAUUACUUGAGUUGCGUCUGGUUGCAUUUAAUGACAUUAAAGAACAUCCCGGUCACAUUGAAGUUCUCGUCCAUUCACAUAUACCAGUCAGUUCACUUCAUCAAAUUAUAGUCGACGAGACGGGGAUCAUGUCAACAAAAUUGUCCAUAUUCCACGAUAAAUCACGGAGUCGAGAAGCCAUGUUGCCAAUGCAUAUGGCGUUACAAGACCUCGGAUAUGAAGGGGACACUUACGAUGACCCGGAGGAAUUGACAUUGUUUUAUGACUAUAAAGUGGAAUUUAUUGACUGCCCAUUGUUAUUGUGUGAUCAUUAUUUUGGAAAGAAAAUUGAAACAAAUAUGCAUAGGUUGACUGCUGUAUAGUUGUAAAAUAUGGGGCUUUAGGAGGUAUGGAAGACCAUUGUUGUUUAAAUUAUGUUUUCCAUUUCAAAA